Molecule: messenger RNA, 8448 nt
Organism: Magallana angulata
Lineage: Eukaryota; Metazoa; Mollusca; Bivalvia; Ostreida; Ostreidae
Exons: 12
Coding region: 2325-7145 (1606 amino acids)
Source: RefSeq, a predicted model, not a curated record
AGUGUUUUUACAAGAAAAUGAUUAAUAAAAGAUAAAUUUAACAAAAUUUUAAAGGAAAAAAAAAUGUAUAAUAACAUUAAAGAAAUGGAAGAAUUAUUGUCCUAGGAUUUCAUUUGUCCUCUUUAACCAUGGGCACUAUCUAAUAUUUCUCAUAUUUUGGAAUGUAAUGAGUUACAAAGUUGUAUAUUAGGUGUCCUGAAAUACAUCUUUAAUGAUUGAAAAUUGAGAAUUUUUUAAUGGCAUUUCGGUGUUUUCAUCGGGCAUUUCGGUAAAUCGCGGGCAUUUUGGUAAUUCUAUAUACCUAGUUGUGACUUCCACAAAAUAAAAAAAAUUGUAUGCAUUACUACUUAACAUUCGCCAACCACGAAAUCAAGUCCUAAUAUAAACGUCAAACUGUUGUUUUAAAAAAGUCAUAAUUGGAAUCUACAACGUAUAGAUACAGAUGUACAGAAAGCAAUAUUUUAUCAUCCCUAAACCUCGAGAAUUUAACCCGCGAGAAUAUGUGAUUUUACAGUAGGGUCAUAAAUACAGCAAAUAAGUUCUUUGUCAGUGAAUUAAAAAUAGGUAUGAAUUGUUUAAUUGAUUUUAUAAUAAGAAUUAACAGUUUUAAUCAAAAAAAAUUUUUUUGCCAAAUAUUUUAAAUUUUUUUUUCAGGGGAAAUAUGGAAAAGUUUGAGUUUCUGUCUAUUUUUGUUUACUUUUUAUUGAAUUUAGUAUUGCGUGUCGCUUGUGUUUUCUUCAAGUUCCCUGUCCUAUUUUACACUUCCCUGGUUAUUGACAUCCUUUUACUGUUUUGUUUUGGAGUUUACGUGUCAAUUUUGUACUGCCAAAGGGGUAAGAAUUUUAAGAUUGGUCCAUCUUAAAAUGAUGUUUUCUUGUCCUUUCCUGACUCGGGGUGAAAUUACUGGGUGGUAGGUAGGUGAGAAAAUCUUUUUUCCAAAAAAAUUUGACUUAUUUGAUGACGGGAUAAAAGAAUUAAAAAGAAAAAAAUAUGUCCUGGAAUGUAAUAAAAAAUUAAAUAGGGCCAUUUUUGGUUACCGGUAGUCGAUUUGGAAAGGGCAACAAAACAUUUUUUGUAAGAUAACCAUAUAGGCAUACAACUAAUAUGAAAUCUUAGAUAAAAGCAUAUACAUGAAUAUUACAGGAUUCCUUUUCUUAUUACUGCUAAACUCUAGCUCUGUGACUGAUGAAAUUCUGAGAGAGAGCUACAGGAUACAAGUUUUGUAAAAACCUCGAUUUAUGGCCACCGUGUUUUAGUCACUUGCUUCAAGUUUUAUUUCUUCUAUUAAAUGAUUUCUCACAUGUUCUCAUUUCAUCCCCUGUACAUGUAGCAUUUGAAAUUUUAGCUGUUUGCAGGAGCAAUCUUGGUGUAACAACACAUCUAUAGUUUUGAAGAAUAUUCAGGCUUAAAAUAAAAAAAAAAUGGUUUGUUUGCAGUUGCCUAUCAACCCACUAAAAAUGCGCCCGACUCAAACUUUUUUACAGCCAUUAUUUGAUUGUUUUUGGUUUUUUUUUUAAAGUUUCAAAUUUUUAGGAUGUUCAAACUUUUUUGUCUAUUUUCAAAAUUUUUGUUUCUGUCAAUAAGUGGCAUAAAGUAAGUAGAGCUUUAUUUACCUACAAUAAUCCUAUAAUCCAAUAAAUCUCUGAUUUGUAAUAAGGUUGGCCUCAUGUAUGAAUAAAGUUAUUUGAUUUAUUGAAAUUCUAUUUUAAUCCCAUAAACAGGAAGUAAUCAAUCACAUGUGAAAAACAUUCAAGAUGGAGGACUGUGAUUUGCCAUGUGCAGUUAUUCUAUUUCAUUCUGAUCUUGAUUUCUCUCAAGCAUGUGCAUUUUGCUCUGACAUGGAUAUAGAUGUUUUAGAAACUGAAAUAUAUGGUUAUAGUUGUUUAGUAUUUUUUUUACAAAUGGAAUUUAGUGCAGUUUUGUUUUUUUGCAACCUCAGUGGUUUUUCUGUUCAUAAGUAUAUUCAGCAGUAAAAAAAAAAAAAAAAAAAGGAAAUUAGUAGAUGUUAAGGUAAGAAUUUUAUUUUUUGUUUGGUAUUUCUUUUGGAAAUUAAUUUAAAUUCAGUAUUUCAAAUGAGGCAUUCAACAGUAAUCCUAGAUUGACUGCCCAGGCCCACUCUGUUAGUCAUUUUAUCCUCGUAAUGACAGACUGACAUGAAACACUUGGCAGACUCUGAAUGACACAGAUUUUUAUAGGGAGAGAAAUGGAGGUUUUGCUGUUAAUGAUAUUAGUGACAAGUAUCAUAAUUAUGAUGAUCUUAGGUAUUGGUAUCAUUUUCCUUUUUAUCUUCUUUCGAAAGUGGACAAGUUUUUUCAGAAGGUGGAAUGAUAUUAUUCAGUAAUGAAGAGAAUCUGAAGAUGCCAGCUCAAACAAGGAAGAGGAAGAAAGAAAGUAGAAAGACUGAAGAAGUUACUUAUGUAAAAGGCCAAAUUGUAUACUGUUACUGGAAGGGAAUAUGGUGGCCAGGUGCUGUGCAGAGUGUUUUGAAAAACGAUGUGUACCAAAUUUCCUUUUGGAAAGAGGAGGAAAGGAUUACAUGUAACAGCCACAAUCUCCGUAAUUUUCAAUGUGACACAGACACAGACUUGAUUGCUUCAAGUUUAAAAAAAAUAAAGAGGCAGGCUGAUCUGAAAAAUAAAUACAUGGAAGAUGUAGAAUAUGCUAAAUCUUUGAGUAAAAACAAACCGGCACCAUCCCAUACCUUGAGUUCACAGAGCCCUUCAGCUUGUGAAGAGGUACCUACCACAAGUGAUAAGCCGGAACAAGAGAGGACACCACCCCACACCUUGAGUUCACAGAGCCCUUCAGCUUCAUGUGAAGAGAAGCCUACCACUAGUGAUAAGCCGGAAGAAGAGAGGGUACCACCUCACACCUUGAGUUUACUGAGCGGUCCAGCUUCAUGUGAAGAGGUGCAUACCACAAAUGUUCAGCCGGAACAAGAGAGGUUACCACCCCACACCUUGAGUUUGCAGAACCCUCCAGCUUCAUGUGAAGAGAAGCCUACCACAAGUUAUAAGCCGGAACAAGAGAGGGUACCACCCAAUACCUUGACUUUACAGAGCCCUUCAGCUUCAUGUGAAGAGAAGCCUACCACAAGUGAUAAGCCAGAACAAGAGAGGGCACCACCCUACACCUUGAGUUUACAGAACCCUCCAGCUUCAUGUGAAGAGGUGCCUACCACACGUGAUAAGCCGGAACAAGAGAGAACACCUACCCACACCUUUAGUUCACAGAACCCUCCAGCUUCAUUCGAAGAGGAGCCUACCACUAGUGAUAAGCCAGAACAAGAGAGGGCACCACCCCAUACCUUGAGUUCACAGAGCCCUUCAGCUUCAUGUGAAGAGAAGCCUAUUACAAGUGAUAAGCCAGGACAAGAGAGGGCACCAUCCCAUACCUUGAGUUCACAGAGCCCUUCAGCUUCAUUCGAAGAGGAGCCUACCACUAGUGAUAAGCCAGAACAAGAGAGGGCACCACCCCAUACCUUGAGUUCACAGAGCCCUUCAGCUUCAUGUGAAGAGAAGCCUAUUACAAGUGAUAAGCCAGAACAAGAGAGGGCACCACCCCAUACCUUGACUUUACAGAGCAGUCCAGCUUCAUGUGAAGAGGUGCCUACCAUAAGUUAUAAGCCGCAACAAGAGAAAACACCACCUUACACCUUAAGUUUACAGAGCGGUCCAGCUUCAUGUGAAGAAGUGCCUUUCACAAGUGUUCAGCUGGAACAAGAGAGGGCACCACCCUACACCUUGAGUUUGCAGAGCAGUCCAGCUUCAUGUGAAGAGGUGCCUACCACAAGUGAUAAGCCAGAACAAGAGAGGUUACCACCCCAUUCCUUGAGUUUACAGAGCGGUCCAGCUUCAUGUGUAGAGAAGCCUAUCACAAGUGAUAAGCCGGGACAAGAGAGGGCACCACCCCAUACCUUGAGAUCACAGAGUCCUUCAGCUUCAUGUGAAGAGGAGCCUACCACUAGUGAUAAGCCAGGACAAGAGAGAGCACCACCCCUUACCUUGAGUUUACAGAGCAGUCCAGCUUCACAUGAAGAGGUGCCUACCACUAGUGAUAAGCCGGAACAAGAGAGGGUACCACCCCAUACCUUGAGUUUACAGAGCGGUCCAGCUUCAUGUGAAGAGGUGCCUACCACAAAUGUUCAGCCAGAACAAGAGAGGUUACCACCCCAUACCUUGACUUUACAGAGCGGUCCAGCUUCAUGUGAAGAGGUGCCUUCCACAAAUGUUCAGCCAGAACAAGAGAGGUUACCACCCCAUACCUUGACUUUGCAGAGCGGUCCAGCUUCAUGUGAAGAGGUGCCUACCACAAGUGAUAGGCCGGAACAAGAGAGGUUACCACCCAACACAUUGAGUUUACAGAGUGGUCCAGCUUCAUGUGAAGAGGUGCCUACCACAAGUGAUAGGCCAGAACAAGAGAGGUUACCACCCCACACCUUGAGUUUGCAGAACCCUCCAGCUUCAUGUGAAGAGGAGCCUACCACUAGUGAUAAGCCAGAACAAGAGAGGGCACCACCCCUUACCUUGAGUUUACAGAAUCCUCUAGCUUUAUGUGAAGACAAUACCAUUACUGGUGAACAGUCCCUUGAGUCUUUAUUACCAACUUCAUCUACUUUCUCUGCUAGAGAUGAAAAGUUACUUAAAGACCUCAUGGAAUACAUUAAUUUUAGCAGUGAUGAGGAUGAUGAUUGGAUUGAUGAAAUGGAUUUGGAUUCAGAGUUUAUUCCUUCAGAGUCAGAGGAAGAAGAGAGUACUUCUGAUGAGGAUAUAUCAUCCUCCACCUGUGUUAAAGGUGUUAAGAGAAAGAGUUUUGAAGAUGAUGUGCUUAUUUCAUCUACAACAAAUAAGGGCAUUGACCAGGAUCUUGUAGAGAAUUCUGACAGUGAUGUGUCUGACGAGAUCCCUUACCUUCCACCAUUAGGUCUAUUAUGUAACCCACAGUCCACUGAAAGUGAUGCAUCUUCUUUGGAGUCUGAUAGUGACAUAGACAUUGUUGAGGAGGAAAUUAUCAGAGAUAUUACUUAUCCCUCAAUCUUUAUUAGAAAAAUCAUCACUUCAAAAACAACAAAAUCUGGAAAAUUCAAAAAAUCUGACCGUGUUUAUAAUACUAGACACUUCUGCCCAUUUUGUUACAAGUCAGUAUCACAUUUAAUACAACAUUUGAAUUCAAAAGCACAUAGUAAGGAGCCAGAAGUAGUUAAUCUCAAAACCCUAAUUGGUAAAGAACGCCAGAGGAAUAUCUCAAUGUUGAGAAAUAAAGGUGAUCAUCUGCAAAAUGAAAAAGCAAUAUCAAAGAAACGAGGGGAGAUAGUUCUUGCAAGAAGAAUAGGAUCGAAUGAAAAACUCAACAUUUCAAACUAUGGCCCAUGUCCUUUAUGCUUGGAGUGGCUUAAGCUAGAUGUUUUAUACAGACACCAAAAGAAAUGCUGCGGCUUAUCAGCUGAUUCAGGUCAACCGAGCUCAUUUAUCUCCAAGGGUAACAUCAUGGUACAGAGUGCAAUGAUUGCUGGGAGGCUUAAAGAAACUGCAUGUAAAGCACUUGUUAAUGAAGUUUUCCCUAUUAUGCAAGAUGAUAAAAUUGGGCAUGAAGCUAAAAAUGACAGUCUGAUUGUUGCACUUGGGAAUCACUGGCAUAAACGGAAUGUAGGAAACAAAUUAAUGCGUAAACAUUAUGUAUCAGCAGUAAUGAGACUAACAAGUCGUCUCCUGAUUGAAAUUAGAAAGUUAACUGAAUCAGAGCAAAGAUUGGAGUUUUACCUGCAACCAAAAUAUUUUUCAGAGGUAGCACAUGCAGCUUUGAAAGUAGCUAAACAGGAUGAUGACAACGAUGACAAUUUACAGGCCCCUUCAAAUGCCAUUAAACUGGGUUAUCAUUUGAAGAGAUUGUGUAACUUGAAACUGGGCUUAGCAAUUAGACAUGGAAAUGAUGACCAAAGAAGAGCAUCUAAAAACUUUUUGAAGCUUAUGGAGUUAGAAUGGUGUUCAAAACUUGCUAGAGUCAAUCUCGAAGAAAGAAGAAGAAAUAAGAAAGUUGAACUUCCUCUACCUUCAGAUGUGAAAAAGCUUGCAGAUUACUUGAAGGUUGAAAUAGAAUCAUUCGACAAAGGAAACCUCACUUAUGAGAAUUUCAAAAAGGGGUCGACACUGACUGAGGCAGUACUUAUUACCUAUAACCGACGGCGUCCAGGGGAAAUUCAAGCAAUGAGGUUGGUUGAUUACCACAACAGGAAGACUGGAAUAGAUCCUGGUGUUGGAGAAGAAAUAGUGAAAUCACUGUCAGAAUUUGAAAGAAAACUUGUAGAAGAACAAGAUGUGAUUGAAAUAAGGGGAAAGUGUGGAAAAUGUGUACCAGUGAUCAUUCCUAAGCAUGUACGGGGGAUUCUGGCACAUCUAUGUAAUCAACGUGUAAGAGCAGCUGCAGGAAUACCAAGCUCAAGUGUCCAUAUCUUUGCAACAAACAGGGCAGGUGUUUUUAGGGGAUAUGAUUCUGUACAAUUUGUGACACAGAAUGCUGAUCUUCAAUUUCCGGAACGCAUAAGAGGAACAAACAUGAGACGUCUCAUGGCAACUUUAUGCCAGGCCUUGGAUGUGACACCACAGCAGCAAAAGUGGAUCAUCGAUCACAUGGGCCAUACUCUAGAUGUGCACAACAUUCACUAUAGAUGUACAUCAGAUAUCAUAGAGAGAUCAGACAUUGCAAAAUUAUUAAUGCUCAUGGACAGGAAGCAGGUUGGAUAUUUCAAAAAUAAAAGAUUGGAAGAAAUUAGCUUGGAAGAAUUAAUUGAAGAACCAGACGAAACAAAUGAUGUUGAUGAGAAUGAUGACAGAUUCUUGGACAGAGAUGAAGUGUUCAUCCCAAACCUGUUAGAAGAUGAAGAGGAAGAAAUUCUAGUCAAGACAAGCAAGAAGAAAAAGGCCAGUUUUACGAGGAAGAAAUGGACAGUAGCAGAAGAAGAAGAAAUAAAGAAGAGGUUUGCAGGUUUUCUUGCCCAGGACAAGUGUCCUAGGCAAAAAGACGUUGAGAAAGUGAUGGCCCAAAGCAAGAAAUAUGGGGGUCUACUGCAUACAAGACCAAGGGACAACAUUAAGAAGAAAGUCAGUUGUAUGCUGGUUAAAGCUAGAAAAAAUAAUAAUGAUUUGUAAUGACAUAAUUGAAUCAUUCCGAAAAAUGCCUCAUAUUGCAAGUGAAUAGAGUUUUAAGAGCUAUUAUAUACUAAUAUACUAAGAUACUUAAAACUUAUUUGUUUUUUUUGUUACCAAAAGUUAAGGUCAUUGUAUAUUCAUUUUUCAAGGGUUGUAUUAGAUUUUUUGUAAAAACGAAAGAAGUCUAUCUAGACUUUAAUUGACAAAAAUAACUGGAAGUUACAAUUCAAUAUUAGCAUUAAAAAAAUCGAUAAUAAAGUCCCCAUUAUUUCAAGUACAUGUAAAAUGCGAAACAUAGUUAGUUUGAUAUGUUUUGUUAAAUUAAUGAUCAAUUGUUUUGACCCACCUUUUAGUAUGAUCACCUACAAGUACAAACUAACUUUCGCUAAUAUUAGAAAUAGAGAAAGUCCACUUUUCCUUUCAAUUCAACAUGGAUGAAAAUAUAGUGAAUAUUUUUUUUUCACUUUUUGUUGACCAGUUGACUACUUGAUUUUUUACUUUUGCUCACUGAUUCCUGAAGUUAGUAGCACUGGUGAUGAUUAUUGCACAUCCUGUUCAUUACAUAUUUUUGCUGUGUAGGUUUUGUACAUGUACAAAAGCAUCAUUUCUGAAAGAUGGUAUUAUUAAAUGUGAAAGUGAUGUUUAUCACAAGUUUUAAAAUAUUUCAUCUUAACUUUUUGUCUUGCACUUUCUUUUGUCAGAUAAUUGAAUUUUUUCAAUUGUCUAUAUUUAGAAUAAUACAACGAAAACUUGGUUUAAGGUAAUUCAAGGAAAUACCCUUACAUAAGGGCUUUAAAAAUAGAUUUUUUUUUAAGAAUUAGGCUGUGGAAUAGUUGAUAGAAAGCAGUGCAGUAUUGCCACAUGUACACUUUUUUUCAUGUGUUCAUGACUUUCCUUUUCAUGUGCUCUCUUAAAAAGAUGUUACAUUAUCUGCUGUCACCACUUGAAACAUGUUCAAUUUAUGCUACAUUUAUUGAUGUUUUGGGAAGAAAAUUUUGUUUAUAGAUUAGAACGAGAGUACACAAAUAUUUUAUUCAAUAAUUGGUUUAAAUAUUAAAGAUGUGAAUAAUGGUUGAAAAGAGUAUUUACUAAAAAAAAACCUGUGGUCUUUGUAGACCUUGAUAAUGUAACCCUUUAAAUAUUUUAUUUUUUAACCAAAGAACAGUUUUUCUGUAAUAAUGAUUAAUGUUCAAUGUGCUUUCAUCAAAGGCAUGAGAAAGUGUUAAGCUCAUUGUGUUACAUGUAUGCUUGCAUGCAUUAUUUGUAGAGAUAUACAUUUAACUAUUAAAUUAUGUGAAAAUUA